Messenger RNA from Amblyraja radiata (thorny skate), 855 nucleotides. RefSeq names its product complement C5-like. Bases 106 to 855 code for a protein of 249 amino acids. The transcript has 6 exons. The record is from RefSeq and is a predicted model, not a curated record. NCBI's taxonomy places the organism in Eukaryota, Metazoa, Chordata, Chondrichthyes, Rajiformes, Rajidae. Gene Ontology annotation, biological process: complement activation.
UAAUGAGUAACAUCAUCUCAACGAGGGUGGCUAACGUUGGCAAAGUUGGACAUUGUCAGAGCUGCUUGUCCAAGCACCACACUGCGGACAGCACCUCCUCCCACCAUGGACACCCUGGCCAUUCUUCUUUGCCUUUCUUUGUGGAUAUCCCUCACGGAACAGAAGCCUUCGUAUUUGAUUACAGCUCCGAAAAUAAUUCGUGUGAGUGUGAAGGAGUCGGUCACUGUUCAAGUCUUUGAGGCAGAGAGCAGUCUCGAUGGUUCUAUUUACUUCUUCAAUCAAAAUAACCUGAAGAAGUGUUCAGAGAAAUACAGUCUGCAAUUGAACCACGCAAACAACUUCACCCAAGUCUUGUUUGUCCAGGUCAGUCCGGAAUACGUGGAGAGGCGUAAAUCCAGGGGAAGGAUGUCGUACGUUAGACUUGUGGCAGAGAUACCAGCGCUGUUUACCAAUCAGAAAAAGGUCAACCUGCAACUCCGACCCAAACCCUACUUCAACUUCAUCGAGACCGACAAGCCGAUAUACACACCCAGAGAGACAGUGCGAUUCAGGACCGUUACCUUGGAUCACGCAAUGAAGGUUACCGGAUGCAAGAGCCCGCUACGACUCAUGAAAGAAGGCAAGAAGGUGGUGGAAGUUGUGAGUGAAGUACACGGGUCAGACAAUGUCUGCAGAGGCGAGAUCCAGUUUACACCCUUAACGGUCGGAGACUAUGAGAUUCAGGCCUACUCCACACAGUUGUACUCAGAGUUCAAUGGUCACAGGAAGUUCCGGGUCGAGGAACCAGGUGAGUUCAGCUGCACAUACCUUUAUUCGUUAUUACCUGUGGGCCAGGUGAGCAUUAAUAGACAAUAG